Molecule: messenger RNA, 5917 nt
Organism: Lagenorhynchus albirostris (white-beaked dolphin)
Lineage: Eukaryota; Metazoa; Chordata; Mammalia; Artiodactyla; Delphinidae
Gene: TRERF1
Product: transcriptional regulating factor 1
Exons: 18
Coding region: 979-3969 (996 amino acids)
Biological process (GO): negative regulation of DNA-templated transcription; regulation of transcription by RNA polymerase II
Cellular component (GO): transcription regulator complex; histone deacetylase complex
Molecular function (GO): transcription corepressor activity
Source: RefSeq, a predicted model, not a curated record
AAAUUUCCACCGGGGAGGGAGAGUGGCUGGAUGCAGAGAGUUUGGAGUUGCUUGCGGCGGAGGGCAGGAAGGGGAGCAGGGCCGGGAAAGGGGGCUGGCGGGCGCUAUAUCUGGGAGUAAGUUUCCAGGAUCGGGAGAGCCUGCACGCUUUCUCGCUACUCUGCUCGCCCCCCCAUCUCACCCCCCAAGCGAAGACUGGCCUUCUUGUCGGAUUGCCCAUGCACUUGUUGCAGAAACAGCCAAGAAAAGCAACAUGUUAUAGAAAAGUGGGAGCAGACAGAAAAUCAUAGAGAAGAAAAUAAAAAUCGUCCAUAAUCCCACCCUUCUGGGAGAAACCAGCAUGAGGAUUCUGAGGGGAGCGGGAACAACGAGAGAUCACGACUGCCCCAGAAGAUCCCAGUUCAAGCUCUGACCACGUCAUUCGCUAACAGAGUGCCCCUGAAAAAUGUGGGAGCUUUUAAACCCUCUGUUUCUUUAUCUGCAAAAUGAAGGUGAUAAGACCUUUCUGACCAGAGGAUGAAGGCCCCGGCUCUGGAGGAUGCUGAAAGAGGAAGACACGGAAGCAGGACGACCCUGAGAGAUUAAGCCUCUUAAUCGUGAAACAGAACUAGGCCUCCUCUUCCCACCUGCCCAGCAGCAUGAGAGCAGCACGACUGGCCGGCCGCAGGAGAAGCCCCCAGAGCCAGGCCCCCAACCCGACCAUCUGCUGCGGAGGCCAAGUUGUGAGCAGCAUCUCUUCACCACCGUGGUGUUUGGUCCGUACCUCAGCCCGGGUGAGGAUGUAAACCCCCCGGCCCUGCACAUGCGUGGUAGAGGCCAACAGGAACACCUGGCUCCAGCCACAGUCAUGGACAUGUCAGCCGUGGAGUAGUGUGGACGCUUUCUCUCUGCUUCUCAGGGUUUCAGUCCUUUCGGGUUUGUGUCAUUGAUCAUUUUUUAUGGUUUUGUGGCUGGACGUUCACGAUCAAGGCAGGCAGCAUGGGGGAUCAGCAACUGUACAAGACCAAUCACGUGGCCCACGGUGGUGAGAACCUUUUCUACCAACAGCCACCACUUGGCGUCCACGGUGGGCUGAACCACAACUAUGGGAAUACAGUCCCCGGGGCUGGAAUGGAUGCCCCUCAGGCAUCACCCAUCUCCCCCCACUUCCCUCAAGACACUCGGGAUGGUCUGGGCUUGCCUGUUGGCUCCAAAACGCUUGGCCAAGUGGACACCUCAAGGCAGGGAGGGUGGGCAGGCCAUGCAGGGCCUGGAAACCAUGUCCAGCUACGUGGCAACCUGACCAACUCGAACAUGAUGUGGGGAUCUCCAGCCCAGGCGGAGCCCACCGAUGGCUACCAGUACACCUACUCCCAGGCCAGCGAGAUCCGGACCCAGAAGCUCACCAGCGGUGUCCUGCACAAGCUAGACUCUUUCACCCAGGUGUUUGCCAACCAGAACCUGCGAAUUCAGGUCAACAAUAUGGCCCAGGUGCUGCACACCCAGUCAGCGGUGAUGGACGGAGCCCCUGAAAGCGCCCUCCGCCAGUUGCUGUCCCAGAAGCCCAUGGAGCCCCCAGCACCGGCUCUCCCUUCCCGCUACCAGCAGGUGCCCCAGCAGCCUCACCCUGGUUUCACUGGCGGGCUGUCCAAACCAGCCCUUCAGGUUGGGCCACACCCAGGCCAAGGGCACCCGUAUUAUGACUACCAGCAGCCACUGGCCCAGAUGCCAGUGCAGGGAGGACAGUCACUGCAGGCCCCCCAGAUGCUGUCCCAGCACAUGCAGCAGCUGCAGCAGCACCAGUAUUACCCGCAGCAGCAGCAGCAGCAAGCCGGGCAGCCGCGGAUGUCAGCGCAAGAAAUGCAGCCGCCGCCGCAGCAGAUUUGCCCAGCGCAGCCCCAGCAGCUGCAGCAGCGGCAGGGUUCGAUGCAGAUACCUCAGUAUUACCAGUCCUCACCCAUGAUGCAGCAUUUGCCAGAGUCGCGGCAGCCACAGAUGCACCUGCAGCCCCCUUCUUAUCACAGGGACCCCCACCAGUACACCCCGGAGCAGGCGCACGCUGUCCAGCUGAUUCAGCUGGGCUCCGUGCCCCAGUACUACUACCAGGAGCCCCAGCAGCCCUACGGCCACCCCAUUUACCAGCAGAGCCACCUGCCCCAGCACCAGCAGCCUGAGGACGGUCAGCCCAAGACUUAUCCAAGCGACAGGCAGGCCCAGGCCAUGCUGAGCUCCCAUGGGGACCUGGGGCCUCCAGAUACAGGAAUGGGUGACGCAGCAAGCUCGGACCUGAACCGGGUCAGCAGUGUGCUCCCCCACCGGCCGCUCCUGUCCCCCAGUGGCAUCCACCUCAACAACAUGGGGCCUCAGCACCAGCAGCCGUCUCCCAGUGCCGUGUGGCCCCAGAUGCACCUACCUGAUGGCAGAGCCCAGCCAGGGUCCCCUGACUCAAGUGGCCAACCAAAAGGAGUGUUUGGGGAGCAGUUUGAUGCCAAGAACAAGCUGACAUGCUCCAUCUGCCUGAAGGAGUUCAAGAGUCUGCCUGCCCUGAACGGCCACAUGCGGUCCCACGGGGGGAUGAGGGCCUCCCCCAGCCUCAAACAGGAGGAAGGAGAGAAGGCCUCGGCGCCUCCGCCUCAGCCGCCACUGCCGCCUCCGCCUCCGCCGCCACCGCAGCUCCCACCCGAGGCGGAAAGCCUCACGCCUAUGGUCAUGCCCGUGUCUGUCCCUGUCAAGCUUCUCCCGCCCAAGCCCAGCUCUCAGGGCUUCGCCAACAGCGUCGCUGCCGCCCCCUCAGCCAGAGACAAGCCAGCCAGCUCGAUGUCGGACGACGAGAUGCCCGUGCUCGUGAGGAUGACCCUCUCUCCCCCACACUCACCCCAAGGGGCUGCCCCCCACCCGCCUGCUGAAAUUCCCAAGAAGCAUCAGCCAGGCUUGGCCAAAGCUGAGGAAGCCCUCAAGACCGCGCCGGAGAAGAAAAAGUUCCGGCACCGGCCGGAGCCGCUCUUCAUCCCGCCUCCGCCCUCCUACACGCCCAACCUCGCCGCCUCGCACUCUGGCGCCACCCUGUACCAGAGCCAGCUGCGCUCCCCGCGCGUCCUGGGCGACCACUUGCUCCUCGACCCCGCCCACGAGCUGCCCCCCUACACGCCCCCGCCCAUGCUCAGCCCGGUGCGCCAGGGUUCGGGGCUCUUCAGCAACGUGCUCAUCUCCGGCCACGGCGCCGGCGCGCAUCCGCAGCUGCCCCUCACGCCCCUCACGCCCACGCCUCGCGUGCUGCUCUGCCGCCCCAACAGCAUCGAUGGCAGCAACGUGACAGUCACCCCAGGGCCUGGAGAGCAGACCGUUGAUGUCGAACCACGCAUCAACAUUGGCUUGAGAUUCCAAGCGGAGAUCCCGGAACUCCAGGAUGUCUCUGCCCUGGCCCAGGACACACACAAGGCCACACUGGUAUGGAAGCCCUGGCCAGAGCUGGAAAACCACGACUUCCAGCAAAGAGUGGAGAAUCUCCUGAAUUUGUGCUGUUCAAGUGCGUUGCCAGGUGGAGGGACCAAUUCUGAAUUUGCUUUGCACUCUCUCUUCGAGGCCAAAGGUGAUGUGAUGGCUGCUCUGGAAAUGCUGCUGCUGCGGAAGCCAGUCAGGUUAAAAUGUCACCCUUUAGCAAAUUACCACUAUGCCGGUUCGGACAAGUGGACCUCCCUAGAAAGAAAACUGUUUAAUAAAGCACUAGCCACUUACAACAAAGACUUUAUUUUUGUACAGAAGAUGGUGAAGUCCAAGACGGUGGCUCAGUGUGUGGAGUACUACUACACGUGGAAAAAAAUCAUGAGGCUGGGGAGGAAACACCGGACACGGCUCUCGGAAAUCAUCGACGAUUGUGUGCCAAAGGGAAAUCUUCUCACAUGUUGUGGAAAACACGUAUGUGUGUGUAAAAAUUACGUCUUACAACAGAUUACUAAACUCUCGUCUGCAACCAUCAGGGAAUGUGUUUAGAAUUCAUAAACAUCGUGAAUAUUUGUAAUUAUACUUUCAUUCCCAAUUGUGUCCCCCAUGUAAGUGUUACUAGCACAUAUGUGGGUUAAUCUCUUUCACAGACGUUUACAUAGUGCUUCAUACAUUCCAGGCAUUGUACUAGGAGGCACUUUACACAUAUUGACUUUUUUACUCCUUAUACCAAUUCUGUGAGGUAGGAAACUGAGGCACAGAGCCUAGGUAACUUAGCCAUGGUCAAAAGGCUGGUGAGUGUGUUGUCUGAGCCUGAUUCCCUGGUGUAACACUUAAGAGCAAGCAAAUGCAAAUCCUCUUAGAGAAGUGCAAAAACACUUGGACUCAUUAAUGCUUCAAAGCCUAAGUUCCUAACUAAGAAUUGAUCCUAGCUAAGAAAUAUAUACACAUAUAUAAAUUUAUAUUUGGACCCAAAUAUAAAAAAAAAUAGACAUCUGUAGAAUAGAAUGGUAUUGCCAUUCUUUUGAUCAGAGAUGGCAGUAUUCUAUAUUCAGGGUUUCCUAUGAUGAGUUUUGUUUGACUGCCUUAAGUAGUGAUAUCUUAUAUCUGAAUAGCCUUUUUCUCACCUGUGGCUAAUGUUUAAAAAAGCAACAUGGCCUCUUCUGGUUCAAUCAACUAAAAACAAUUGAGUUCCCACUAUGUCUGCAGUGCUGUGGGUGACCCGGGGCUGUAAACCGGCCUCUGCACCCUGCCCCAGGAGCAUAUAUUAUAGGUGGGAAGAUGUGGCAUACACAAGGAGAAAGUUUACUGUGAACCCCAAGAGUCUUUAAAAGUAGUAUGAGAUGAGGUCCAGAAAGUCUUAGAUAUGGCCUUUGGGGACUCUCUCUCAUCCAGCUCCACCAGUCCUCAGGCAGAAGGUUGAGGCCCAGCGAGGGGAAGGGGCUUGCCCAAGGUCACACAGAGCAUUGCUUUCUGAAUGAGCAGAAUAGACAGUAAAUGAGGAAGCGCAAAGAAUACUGGCCUGGGAGACCUAGGACCUGGCCCCUACGCUUACUGACCAGUAAAAGGGGGCCGAUGGUUUAGAUGAUUUGGAAAGUUCCUUCCAAUUCUGGAAUGUUCUGGGAUCUGUCAGAGUCAUGUUUUGGAAGAGAGCAAAAUCAGAGGAUAUGGUUUCCCAAAUCAAGUUGAUGUCUCUUCAACUUUGGUGUUACCAAGUGCCUAGGACAGUGCCUGACACAAUAUCAGCACUCAGUAAACGUUUGUUGAAUGAAUGAGUGAACGUUUUUCCCAGGUAGGAGUCGCUCUGGGUCAUGGCAACAAUCCCUCUAUGAACUCCCUGGGAAGAGAGGGGGUGAACCAGGAGAUUCUGAGUGGAGGAGGGCUACUAAGGAAGGUGUGACCACGUUAGGCACAGGCGCCAUCUUGGACCAGCAGUGUCUUGCAGGUGGGUGGAAAGGCCCGAGCCAGCGUGUAGCCUCAGACUGAGGAGGAAAGGUUAAGACGUCACCCCAGGCACCACACCUCCUUGGGCUUAUUUGCCAGGAGCCGAUAUUAGGCUGGGUCAGGUGCAACCACACCUUGUGACCUGUGAGCUGAAUGUGCAGAGAUGAUUCAGGCCCCCCCAAAAACAAGAAAAUCUUGAUUCAAGGCCACUGUGGUAGCUCACAACUCCCUUUAGGGCACUGUGAAGACACAGUCAACCUUCUGAGGAUAGUUUGCCAAGUGGACAUGAAAAACUGGGACCAUGCAAGGACGGCGAAGGUGCAGGAGGCACAGUCCUAGGAGGGGGUCCUGCUCUUGUCCUCUGGGCCUGCCUGGGACACUUGGUAGCUCUCCUCAAUAUUUUAUUAAAGGGAGUAUAUUCCCCCCAUAUGGAGCACAGUCGGGUAGCUCAGGGACUUUUCAAGGGAGACGGGGGGGGAAGAAAGGAGGGUGAGGAGUGACUGCUCUUUAGGGGCCAGGAGGUCAGCAUAGCACAAGCUCAUCCAGCAGGUGA